CCAUUCCAGGGUUUUACCCAUUCCAAUUCUCUCCAUUACCAUUGCUCCUCUUUGAUUCUAGCCGCAGCAAUCCCAGCCCUUUCAGCCCUUUUGGAAGAAACCAAUUGCCGGGCACAAGCUGACCCCUGGGAUGAAGCCACCUUAUCGUUAUCCGCAUGGAUGGUCCCUGAGCGUCGUGUUCUGACUGUACCAUUAUGGCUUCUCGAAGCCAGCUGUCAUCCAACAACCAAGACUCAAUCCGCUCGUCCACGUCCUCCUCCGAAAGAAACACUCCUCCAUCAGGCUCAUCGUCUCCGCAGCACCAAUUGACCCCGCUUUCCAACGAAUCCGAUGCGGAAAACCCCCGUUCAGGGCCUGGAGAUUCCCCCGUGCGCCGCUUAAGGGUGCAAACGAAUUUCGACAAGCUUCACAGGUCUGCGGGCGCCGGAGUUGAGGAAGACGAGUAUGACGGGGAAUCCCAUGUCCUCCAUGGAUAUAAUUCGGACGAGGAGCUCGAGGGGAAAUACAGGCCAGCGGACUCAUUGCACCACUACACGGCCGAGGAGGAGAGACAGGUCGUGAGGACAUUUGAUCGGAAACUUGUGCCGUUUUUGGCGCUGCUUUAUUUACUUUCUUUUUUGGAUCGAUCGAAUAUUGGAAAUGCUAGGAUUGCAGGACUUACCGAUGACCUCAAUCUCUCAUCGUCGCAAUAUGAAUGGCUACUUACUGCCUUCUAUAUAACUUAUAUCCUUUUUGAGUGGAUGACGCUGAUGUACCGUCUCGUUCCUGCACACAUAUACAUUCCCAUAUGCGUCUGUGGCUGGGGUCUCGCGGCAUCCUUCCAGUCUUUAUCUACUUCGUUUUGGUCGAUGGUCUUCUUGCGCGCAUUGCUUGGUAUCACCGAAGCUGCCUUUGGACCUGGCGUCCCGUUCUAUCUGUCACUGUUCUAUAAACGCGAGGAACUCGCAUUUCGCAACGGGCUGUUCAUCUCUGCGGCGCCAUUGGCAUCGUCCUUUGCCAGCAGCCUGGCAUGGCUGAUCGUCAAGCUUAGCAGUGACGGUCCAAUUGCUCCGUGGCGCACUCUUUUCUUGAUUGAGGGGUUUCCGAGCGUGAUCGUGGCUGUUUUCGCAUGGAUGCUCAUUCCCGAUUCACCUGGCACGGCUCGAUUCCUCGCCCCUCGACUGAAGAGGGUUGCUGAGUUACGAUUAGGCCCAAGCAAAAUCGACAUUCAUGAACAGAAGUCCUUCGAUUGGCGAGAGGUUGGAAAGGCGCUGGUUGAUCCCAAGUCUUAUUUAAUGGCUUUCAUGUUCUUCAGCUGCAAUGUCGCAUUUAGCUCCAUGCCUGUCUUCCUCCCUACUAUUAUUAAAGACAUGGGCUACUCCCCUGUCACCUCCCAAGCCCUCUCAGCACCUCCCUACCUCUUUGCCUUCUUCAUCGUCCUGAUAACAGCCUACCUCUCCGACCGCCACCGCUGUCGCAGCCCCUACCUAAUCAUCCACGCUCUCCUCUCUUCAAGCGCCUACCUCAUUAUUGCCCUAACCGGCCAUUUCCACACCCACCUCCCCCCAUCCCUCCACACAUCCAUCCGCUACCUCUGCGUCUACCCUGCUAUCUCGGGCUUCUUCGCCUCCAUCACCCUAAUCAUCACCUGGAGCAUGGACAACCGCACCGCGAAGGAAGGGAAAGGAACCAGCAUCGCCAUCCUGAAUAUCGUUGGCCAGUGUGGUCCGCUGCUCGGAACGAGGCUCUACCCUACCUCCGACGGACCGUGGUACGUGCGCGGGAUGGCGACUUGUUCCUUUUUCAUGGUCAUCGUCGCUGUUUUGGCGUUUGCUCUUAGGGUUAUUCUGGUUAGGGAGAAUUGGGGGGUUGGAUUGUCCUUUUUGGGUGGGAGUAGAACUGGAGCCGGUUCUCAUCAGGGUGAGGUUGGAGAUGCGAGGGGUCGGGAAGUGGAAUUGGAGGCGUACGGCCAUGGAGGAGAAAGGGAGGGGUUGAUGGGUAGUGGUGAUGGUGGUGAUGGGUUGGGUCUAAGGUCGGGGUAUGCUGGAGCAAGGAAGGCCUUGACCUAUAUACUGUGAUUUUGGGUUAUUUUGAUUUACUUUUGCUAUAUCAUCAGUGAUGUGUUUUCUAUUGAAUCAAAUAUAAAGGAGAAGACAAAAGACUUGAUUUCUAUCAUUAUCCUACGAGAACUUGGCGCCUUCUAUAUCCGAACAACCCUCCUAGUAGGGUUAAAU
Messenger RNA from Monascus purpureus, 2213 nucleotides. The record is from the annotation of a GenBank genome assembly. Lineage: Eukaryota; Fungi; Ascomycota; Eurotiomycetes; Eurotiales; Aspergillaceae.